AUGACAAUUCGUGUGUUGUUGCAGUCUAUUGAGAAGGGAGCGAUCCUCGUCGAUAACGUCGGACGCUACGUCUCGGUUGGUCGUGGGGUUGCCAUUUACGUCGCCUUCCUGGGGGACGUGGACGACGCUGCGCUUGAGCAAGCCGUUGCGACCAUCAUGAGUGGAGUGCUAGUCCACCGCUGCCUGCCUGAGAAUGCCUCAACGACCUCCAUUGUAUCGCUGAACGACUACCGUGAUGCCGACAUUCUUGUCGUUCCGCAGGCCUCACUUGGGGGAAAACUUAAGGGUCGCCGCGUUCAGUUCCACGCACUGGUGGAGAAGUCACGGGGAUUGUGGUUGUACGACCGCUUUUGUCAACUGCUUCGGGCGGCAAGAGGCAUUGACGCAUCCUCCGUGGAUGAGAACGGGGUACCGGUAAAUGAAGCAGUUGGUUCCCUGGAGUUACAACAAGGCGGUCUUGUCAUUAACGGAACGUACGGAAAUCGUCAAGGGCUGAAAAUAGAGUCAGAGGGGCCGAUGACACACUUCUUGGAUCUUUGA
Trypanosoma rangeli is the source of this 540-nucleotide messenger RNA. Its product is annotated as Chain A, Structural Analysis Of A Probable Eukaryotic D-Amino Acid Trna Deacylase. The record is from RefSeq and is a predicted model, not a curated record. The transcript has a single exon. NCBI's taxonomy places the organism in Eukaryota, Euglenozoa, Kinetoplastea, Trypanosomatida, Trypanosomatidae. Gene Ontology annotation, molecular function: D-tyrosyl-tRNA(Tyr) deacylase activity. Gene Ontology annotation, cellular component: cytoplasm. Bases 1 to 540 code for a protein of 179 amino acids. Gene Ontology annotation, biological process: tRNA metabolic process.